AUGUUGAGAACUGCUACUCGUUAUAGACUUCCACAAGUCACAUCACGCUUAUAUACCCCCACAAUUCGAUUUGUGUCAAACACAACCACGAAACCGCAAACAAUCACCAAUCAAACUCCAACACAUCAUGAUGACUCGAAUUUACCAUUGAACAAACAAGCAAUUGAAGAACCACGUACAGUCCCACAACGAAACGGCAUUUUUGAUAUUGCAACCAAGAUUUACAAUGAAUCAGAUAUUGAAAAGCAUGAUGAUCAAAAGUUUUUAACUAAACCUGCUUACCCACACGUUAUUUAUACUGAAGCUGGAUGUUACAGAGUCAAAGUUGCGCAUAGAAAGCCCGAAACUAUUGGUGAUAAGAUUGCAUACCACGGAACUAUGUUUUGUCGUGCUUGUUUUGACUUUGUUACUGGUUACAAAGUUCCUAAAGAAGGUGAGCCACUUGACAAGUAUGUAGGUACAAGAUAUGAGAUGACAGAGGGUAAAUGGAUGACUCGUGUGAUCUUUUUGGAGCUGAUUGCUGGUGUUCCUGGAUCGGUUGCCUCAUUUUUGAGAACAUUGCAUUCCUUAAGAUUAUUGAAACGGGAUAAAGCAUGGAUUGAGACUUUGCAAGAUGAGGCUUACAAUGAAAGGAUGCAUUUGCUUACAUUCAUCAAGAUUGGUCAACCAUCAUGGUUCACCAAGACCAUUAUUUAUCUCGGUCAGGGAGUUUUCACCAACUUGUUCUUCUUCUGCUAUUUGACCAACCCCAAGUACUGUCACAGAUUUGUUGGGUACUUAGAAGAAGAGGCAGUGAGAACAUACACCCACUUGCUUGAUGAGUUAGACGAUCCGAACAAGCUUAAAGACUUUCAAAGCAUGUUGAUCCCUACAAUUGCUGUCAAUUAUUGGCCAUCAUUAUCAGAAGAGUCAAGUUUCAAAGAUUUGAUUUUGAGAAUCAGAGCUGAUGAGUCCAAACACAGAGAAGUGAACCAUACAUUGGCCAACUUGAAACAAGAUGAGGAUAGAAACCCAUUUGCUUUACAAAUUAAAGGACUCGAUAAGCCUCAACCAAACUAUGGUUUGGAUGUUGUUAAACCUACGGGUUGGCCUAGAAAGGAUUUGUAUCUUUAA
Lodderomyces parapsilosis is the source of this 1113-nucleotide messenger RNA. Its product is annotated as alternative oxidase. Gene Ontology annotation, biological process: alternative respiration. The transcript has a single exon. Gene Ontology annotation, cellular component: mitochondrion. Bases 1 to 1113 code for a protein of 370 amino acids. NCBI's taxonomy places the organism in Eukaryota, Fungi, Ascomycota, Pichiomycetes, Serinales, Debaryomycetaceae. Gene Ontology annotation, molecular function: alternative oxidase activity. The record is from RefSeq and is a predicted model, not a curated record.